AUGUCAGGAGACUGUGAUGAAGAGAUAGGUGAGUUCUUAUCUCUGCUUGGAGACGAAUUUGAGGGAGCUUUGGAGCCAAUAGAAGGCGAUGGGUAUUGUUUUUUUUCGGCGCUGGUGAGAGCUCUUUCUUGGGAAGCAGUUUCGAGCCCAUGGCGAUUGUACAUGCUUGCUUUAGUUUUUUUGUGGGAAGCUGCUGACCUGCAUAUGUUUGUUUCCUUUCCUGAUGGGUGGGAAGAGGUUUGUCGAGCGUAUAUUGCGACCGCUUGUGCAGAACUGGAAGUGGGGCAGCUGGAGGGCAGCCAGGUGUAUGUGCUUGAUAAGCUUCUUCAUGUAGCGCAGAAAGUUCGUGUUCUGGAUGGCCCAUAUUGGGGUGAUGCACCUGAAAUAGCCGCACUGGGCCGAGUGCUCGGUGUGAAGAUUCUUAUCAUCCCGGUACCAUUUCAGGGUUCUGUGAUGAUUCUCGGGCGCGAGCUGGAGUUUCAUGAGUGGGAUAUCAGCACGGUGCGAGAUGCCUUGCUUAUGCAUGACAUUGUCUUGUUGCAUCGUCGAGGGAACCAUUAUGAUCUUCUGAGGUUGAACGAAGUAAAAAAACCGCUGCAAUGUACCAGUUGGGAGGCUUUGGUGCACAGUUGCAACUGGAGAGUGGCUGUGGAUUUGCCUGCAGGACCGACAAGACGUAUGUUGCUAGAACUGAAGGCAGAGUUAACAGGAAAUUCUGCACCAAUGGGAAGUCGGGAUGCUGAGACAGAAAGUGAUGAUGCAGAGAGUUCGGAAUCGAAUAGUGAAGCUGAUUCUCUGAGUAGCGACGAUGGCUCGGGCGAGAUGGCUUGCCAAUGUCGCAUAUAUGAGAAAAAAAGUUGGCAAACCGAUGAAGAUAUGCUGGAUGAGUUUGUGCAUCAGAUAGCCGCAGAGUUGAGAGAGUGGCCAUUGUUACCAGUCGAUCCGCGUGACCCAGACCAUUGUGAGAGUUGGACAGAUGUCGGAGGCAUUAGCUUACCGCUAGCGCAUUGUGCGUUUAAAGGCUGUGGCUGGUGCAGUGACGACUUGACGGCUUUAAGUGGACAUUUGUGCAGGGAGCAUGGUGGGGCGCUGUCUGGUCAAAGGCACAGUUGCUUGUGUGAACAGGAUGUGUGUAAUGAAAACAUGGCACUGUAUUGCGCGGCUAUCAGGGCAAAGGAGGAGGAACAUGUGCCACUGGUUGGCCCGUCGAUAGAUCGGCGAGCCAUCUGGCAACUGAACGUUGCGUGCAAUGAUGCAGGCUUGGAGAUGUUGAUCUGUGUAUGUUGUGCAACGAAGAAGGUGCAUGCGCAAAGUGCUGCAGCAUCAGAACUAGAAUUGCGGAAGGGGGCAGAUCUUUUGCGACUCGGGCGUCCAGUGCUGGAAGUGAACUUUGGAAUGGAAAGGUUCCGCCGUUUGUAUGGUUGCGGGCCUCAAUUUGCGGAGGACGAAGAUUUGCAGGUCGGAGGGCCGUGGUGUCGCGUGCUGGUGGGCGUUGGCGCAGAAAGUGUGGACAUGGAAAUGUUGUGUUGCCCCGAAGAUAUUGCGUCUUGUGGAAAACAUGAGGAUAUACUACGGCAGCUGAAAGGCCCUUUGUCGGAACAGGACAUGGAGCAAAUUCCAAGAUCACCGGAGAGUUUACGUUAUCUUGUCAGAUUUACAUUGGCAAAUGAACUGGGAGAAAUGCUGGGACGCUGCAAAUCGUUGUUCUUACGACCUGGCGUGGUGUUGCUCUGCUUGUAUGAGCUGAUUAGAAGGGGCCAUGAGGCGUUUGCGGGUAAAGGAGAAGCUGAGGAGUUGCGCCAGCAAAUGAAGGCCAAAGUGGAAAGGUGGUAUCCAGAGACAGAAGCAGAUGUGCCACUGGAAGAACGCCAAGGACACAUUCCACCAGGUUUGGUGGAUCUCAUUCCAGCUGCAUCUGGUCUAUGGAAAGAGAAGCAUGCAACCCCGGGAAGCGCUGCCAGUGAGACGUUGCAGCUCGCCUUGGCCAAUGUGGAACGACACACGCAAAUUUUUGAUGUCAACGCGUACGGGGAUCAAGCCGUGCCAGAUCUUCAAACGGAAAUUCUCGGACAUUUUGCUGAUUUAGAUGUCACAUUGGACCGGCAGUUCAUUCCUCAAUGGCAGUCGAAAUACUUUUCUCAAAUUCUUCCUUUUGAGAUACCACGCAUGGUUUCCGGACCGGACUUUCCCGGAACGCCUCGGUGGAGACGUCAGGGCCAGUGGGGAGAAGACAAUUAUGCGGCUUGGGUCACGCCUACUGCUUUCUUGCGGGCCUUCGCUCGCCGAGUGGAAUUACAAACUGCAACAAGUUGGACAGCAGUGCCAAUUGUUCGAUCCGUUUGGCAUCGACAUUACAUCGAAAACCAAGGUUCAGCAUUAGGUUCGUUCCGAACACUGCGGGGCGGGCCGCAAUUGGUGGAGGUCUUGCACACCGGGCAUUACAAAUGUGGAGAAGGCCUACGGGCAAUAGCAGGUGAUACAACCAGGUUGCCAUACGCCGUUGAGUUGGAGCCAGAAGAACAACGGGUAGCCCAGCGCGUCAACUUUUUGGCGGCCCAUUUACCUGGCAAUCCGUUGACUAGGCGAAUGAUGGGCCAUGUGCAACUGGGUGCCCGAGUUGUUUGGGGGGACUGUGUGUUCAUGACAAUCUCGAUGAACGAGCAGCAUUCUGGAUUAGUGUUGCGAAUGUUCCGAGCCCGUGAAACAGACCCUUUGCUUCUGACUGAACAAAUGAAGCAAAAUAGGGCCAGACAAUGGAUUGGCCCACUGGACCCGAAACUGGUCGAAGAAGAGGCAACUGUGGAUAUGCCGGUGCCAAGUGCCAAGGUACGAGCGCAACUAGCAGCCCAAGACCCUCAUGCAGUGAUGGCUGCUUUUCAAUUGGAAGUGAGAGUCCGAUUGGCUCAGCUCCUAGGCCUUCGAAUGAGCUAUCAUGCCAACGCAGAGCAUCUGUAUGAAGAGUGGUGGGAUCGCUUUCAGAAGCGAGAGCAUGAUCCUUUGUGCUUUUGGCCGAAGCAUUUGGUUGAAGGUGGCCCUGCUUUGGCCUGGGAGGACAGCUCGCAGAUUGAAGCAGCCCGUCAGGAAGGGUUGCAAUGGAAGGCAAAAUAUAUGUCGGAUGUACAGUGGGUGUAUGGACGGGUUCAGGAACAUGUUCACCGCCGGAGCAAAACAGGCUGGCAGCCUUUGGCCGGCUGUUUGAGGAAAGGGCAUGCUAAGCGUUGCAAGCAUGACUUUCCAUGCAAAACAAAGUGGAGGGACAAGUGGCGUGUGGUUUGUCCUGGAAAUUGUCGUCGCCUGGGACGGCGGGUGCAGGGGCGGCGCAACAGUUUGGGAGUCAUUUUACCUCCGCGUUCUACACCGUGGACUAGUGGCACACACCCUGCUUUUGCGGCUGUGUUUCGAUUCAACACAGACACCCGCCCAAACUAUCGCAUGCCCAUCAUACCAGAAACACACGACGAUGAAUUGUGCCGGGCUGGGUGCACACAAGACGAAAACAAUCAUUUUGUGGAGGUGACGGCCCGCAAAGCAAUGAAAGCAGGCCGUUUAGCCACCGGCUAUUUCUGUGGAUAUACUUUCAAGGCGCAGGUGUCAAACAAAAAAGCUUUGGACGUAGCGUGUAAGGCCCUGUGCUAUGCCAGUGAGUCGUUUGAAGGGAAGACCCGGGGGCAGCAGUUGCAUCGAUUGUUGGUACGAACCAUGAGUGAUUUCUACUUGCAAACUGUGGCUCGGUCGUGA
Molecule: messenger RNA, 3738 nt
Organism: Cladocopium goreaui
Lineage: Eukaryota; Dinophyceae; Suessiales; Symbiodiniaceae
Source: the annotation of a GenBank genome assembly